Messenger RNA from Orussus abietinus, 1111 nucleotides. It is a transcript of the gene Rrp40, whose product is annotated as exosome complex component RRP40. Lineage: Eukaryota; Metazoa; Arthropoda; Insecta; Hymenoptera; Orussidae. Gene Ontology annotation, cellular component: cytoplasmic exosome (RNase complex); nuclear exosome (RNase complex). Gene Ontology annotation, biological process: TRAMP-dependent tRNA surveillance pathway; exonucleolytic trimming to generate mature 3'-end of 5.8S rRNA from tricistronic rRNA transcript (SSU-rRNA, 5.8S rRNA, LSU-rRNA); poly(A)-dependent snoRNA 3'-end processing. The transcript is spliced from 3 exons. Bases 147 to 878 code for a protein of 243 amino acids. The record is from RefSeq and is a predicted model, not a curated record. Gene Ontology annotation, molecular function: RNA binding.
CUCAGCAAAGACCCACGUACGUCAAACGUACAAAUAAUGCGUACGUUAAGAUUUAUGUUACUUUGUUACUGUUGCCGGCGCUGAGGUUUUGUUCUAUAAAACGGUUAUAACUGAUAAACGCAACGAGUAAAAUUAAAAGAAGAAAAAUGGAAGUCAGUGUACAAGAUGUUGCCAUGCCAGGGGACGUAAUCAAAGAAAUUUUUAAGAGUGGUGGAACGAAAGAAAAAACCAUACUAGGGCCUGGUUUAAGACGAGAUGGCGACGUUGUUUAUGCAUGUAAAGCAGGCGUUGUAAAGAAGCGAGAUCCGUCCAUAUAUUACAUUGACAGCUAUCAAAAAAGAUAUAUUCCAAGAAGAGGAGAAAGCGUAGUUGGUGUAGUAACGCAAAAGGCAGGAGAUAUAUUUAAAGUCGAUAUAGGAGCUAGCGAGCAAGCUUCUCUCUCGUACAUGGCUUUUGAAGGGGCUAAUAAAAGAAAUCGACCCAAUGUUCAAGCUGGCGACGUCGUGUAUGCAAAACUUCUAGUUGCCAGUAAAGAUAUGGAACCUGAACUAAUAUGCGUAGAUUCACACGGGAAGAAGGGAAAAUUAGGCAUUCUCAGUCCCGAUGGCAUGCUAUUUACAUGUUCGAUAAACCUUGUAAGGAAAAUACUUAACCCAGAAUGUCCACUAAUAAAUAUGCUGUCCAAAAGAAAGGUAUGCGAACUUGCAAUUGGGGUGAACGGCAAAGUUUGGAUAAAAUCAAGAUCGGUGCAAGACACUAUUGGUAUAGCAAAUGCUAUUCUUGCAACCGAAUAUACUUCAACCGAGAACAUGAAAGCAAUUUUUGACGAAUUAUUUGAUGGCAUCGCAGCUCCAAACGACUGCUCCACCCUUCCAUGAACAUUUACUCGUAAAGCCUUGGUAUAGAUUCAUCGUUGUAUUCUUUUCCACCAUUCUUUGUAAAUAAACCAAAUCACAAGAUAAGGACCAACACAAUCUAAUUAUUGCAAUCGUUACAAAGUCAAGCAUCGGGUAAAAGCGUAAAAUGUUAGUAGGUGUGACAUCAUUGAAAAUACACAGGUUGUGUAUGAUAUUAUAUUGUGUACAAUAUUAUAUUAAAGGUGAAAACAGUA